GGCCGUGCGUCCCGGGACGCGCGGUGGGCCCCGGCGCCUCAGCGCUGCCGCUGACCGGAGCGCUGGGCCGCGGGAACGGGCGGGCCGGGGGGCGAGCCCUGCCCGCCCCCGGAGCGUCCCCUCAGCGCUUCCUGGGCCUGGAGCCGAGCCUGCCGCGGGACGAGCUCCCGCCACCGGCCCGGCCCUGGGUCCGCUUUCCAGGAUGUGUGAGAAACGGCCUGGGUCGGGAUGAGUGAUGGAAAGUGGGAGUUGUGGAAAUCUCGGGAGAAGCUGUGAAAACAGUCAAGAGUUCUGGGAAUCGCGGUUGGUUUGGCCGAGCCUGGUCCGCCCCUGGCUCUGGCACAGCUGCCUGCGGUGCUGCAGCAGCCUCAGCCCCAGGUUCCCCUGCAAAACCCACUGGAGGCUCCCGCUGGGAAUGCCGGGUCUAUGACGGGUUUAUGCCAGUUUUGUGCCAAGUUAAUGCCAGUUUUGUGUCAGCUUUAUGCCAGGUUUGUGUCAGGCAGUAAGAGGCACAUUUACCCUGUGUUACUAAGAUGUGGUGCUCUCAGGUGAGGUGGUCUCAGUGCUGCUGUGUUGGCACAGGUGUGGUUUGCAGGUUGCUGUGUUUGGGCUUUGAUUAACACAGUUAAGAGCUGCUGUCUUCAGAUUUCCAAACUGGCAUCUCACAGAACAACAACGUUAAAGAGCUUCAAGUUGUGAUGUGUUUACUUGAGGGUGGAAGGUCUACUUGGCCUUGGGGGAUCUAGGCAGGUGACUGACACCCCUUAUCUGCAGGGACCUCAGCCAUUCCUUCCCUGAUAUUUUCAGUGAGAGGACACUUCUGAGCUGGCAAGAGCUGAGGUGUUUCCCUGCUGAGCUGGGGGGAGUGAGGUGCUGCAUGUCCAAGGGAAGAAGCAUAAACCCCUCAUUCCUUCCCACCACUUCCAGCUGCAGCUGGAUACAGCUGCACACACUCAGAUGUGCUCUCUCCUCUCAGACAGUUUGGCACCUGACAAGUCUGUGUUUUCUUGCUUGGAGUGGGCUUGUUAUGCCCCAUUUCUUUAAUUCCUUUCCCCAGACUCGUGGUGAUUGUUAUACAGAGCGUUUCCACCUGCACCCAUGUGGAGUUGGGCAUUUUGGUGCUGACUCUGGUGUGCAGCUCUGGGGUUCUGUGGGCUUCCCUGGGACUCUUGGGUGUACACUGACAUACUGGAGUUGCUGCCAGAUCUCAGUUAAUGCCAUUAGAGGAUUUAUAUAUGAUGUUUUCACGUGUUUGGUCCUUCUCUUCAGUUUUAUUUACAGGCCUGACACUUCCCACAACUGCUUCUCUACAGGUUGAAUUACUCUGUAAUAACCUUGUUUGUGAAUGCUCUCCCUCCAUUUCUCUGUUAAGUUAAUAUGCUUUAAGGCUUAAUAAUUCUGAGACAAACUGUCCGUGGGAGGAAUGAUUCAGGACCAGCCACAGCUCUUUAUGUUUUGUCAUGGUACUUUAAUCUGAACAAACCCCCACUUCCAGGGCAGCACUUGGUGAAAGUCAGUUAAGCUUCCUGUGAAGUUGGUUCUUUAUUCCUAUUGCUUGUACCCUACCACAGGCAUGUCUGUGAUGACCUCAGGGUGCUUCCCUGAGAAGUUCUUUUGGUGAUGUUUGAUUUUAAAACUGAAUCUUAACUGAAGCCUGGUUUUCUUUCCAGGUUGGAUGCAGAGUCUAAGCUUCUUCCGGACGUCCCUUUAAAACAUUUCUUGUUUCUCCACCUGAUUCUCCUGAUGGAAAACCAGCCAGGGUUCCUUUUCUGCUGUUCAUGCUGAGGAGUUGGUUGGAGAGGUGGUGCCUGAGAGGAGAUUCACCCGGUGAUGGUUCAAAUGUGGGAAUUGUCCUGGAUGUGGUUGCUGCUGAUGCUCCCCUGGGAACAUGCCUUGACAGGGAAUUAACACCAGUCAGUGAUGGGCUGUGGGACAAGCAAAGUGCUUCCCGAGCCCCCCAAAGAUGUGCAGCUGGACCUGGUUAAAAAAGUUGAACCCUACACAGGCCACAGUGACAUAUACAAGCACUUCAUCAGGGAUGACUGUGGGGCUGUCAUCAAGGCUGGCUCCCCCUCGCCUCCUCACCACGCCAACCCGUAUCCCGGGAAUGCCCUGCCCGCCCACCAGCCCGAGCCCCGCAAGAACAAAGUGGCCAAAUACCGCGCCAAGUUCGACCCCAGAGUGACGGCCAAGUACGACAUCAAGGCCCUGAUCGGGAGGGGCAGCUUCAGCCGCGUGGUGCGGGUGGAGCACAAGGCCACCAAGCAGCCCUACGCCAUCAAGAUGAUCGAGACCAAGUACCGGGAGGGCAGGGAGGUGUGCGAGUCGGAGCUCAGCGUCCUGCGCAGGGUCCGGCACACCAACAUCAUCCAGCUCAUCGAGGUGUUCGAGACCCAGGACCGCGUGUACAUGGUCAUGGAGCUGGCGACGGGCGGGGAGCUCUUCGACAGGAUCAUCGCCAAGGGCUCCUUCACCGAGAGGGACGCCACGCGCGUGCUGCAGAUGGUGCUGGAUGGCGUCAGGUACCUGCACACGCUGGGCAUCACCCACCGGGACCUCAAGCCGGAGAACCUGCUGUACUACCACCCGGGCACGGACUCCAAAAUCAUGAUCACGGACUUCGGGCUGGCGAGCGCUCGGAAGAAGGGGGACGACUGCCUGAUGAAAACCACGUGCGGGACCCCGGAGUACAUCGCCCCCGAGAUCCUGGUCAGGAAGCCCUACACGAACUCCGUGGACAUGUGGGCGCUGGGUGUGAUCUCGUACAUCCUGCUCAGCGGGACGAUGCCCUUCGAGGACGACAACCGCACCCGCCUGUACCGGCAGAUCCUGAAGGGAAAGUACAGCUACUCAGGCGAGCCCUGGCCCAGCGUGUCCAACCUGGCCAAGGAUUUCAUCGACCGCCUGCUCACGGUGGACCCCAGUGACAGGAUGACGGCCCUCCAGGCCCUGAAGCACCCGUGGGUGGUCAGCAUGGCAGCCUCUUCCUCCAUGAAGAACCUCCACCGUUCCAUCUCCCAGAACCUGCUCAAGAGGGCGUCUUCCCGCUGCCAGAGCACCAAGUCUGCGCAGUCCACCCGCUCCAGCCGCUCCACCAAAUCCAACAAGUCGCGGCGGGUGCGGGAGCGGGAGCUGCGGGAGCUCAACCUGCGCUACCAGCAGCAGUACACGGGCUGAGCCCCGGCUGGCACCCGCCGGGCGCCUUUCCAGAUGUCUGCUCUGCCGUGGAGGUGUGCGCACACGCCCCGUGAGGAACGUCCGGGUUCCUCCCUCCCUUCCUCCGAGGUGUUCCCCCCCACCCACGAGGAAGCAGAGGAAAGGGAGCCCUGCGAGCUGUGCCGCGCCAGAAACGGGGCGGGGGGAGCCCCUGCGGGCUCAGAGCGCAGCUCAGAGCACCGAGCAAUACAAAAAUUAAGGAGCCACGUGGGGAGAAGAGCUCUUUCCGUGUCCCGGGAGCUUGGUUUGUUCGUAGUUAUUUAUUAAUUCCAGAACGUUGAGUUUCUCCCGCUUGCGUGCGGGGGGGGAAAAAAACCCCAACCAAAUCACUUGUCCUGUACAUGCGCGUCCGUGUGUGCACAUACACGUGUGGGUGUGUAUAUGUAUCGGAAAAUUAUAUAUACACACAGAUUUGGAGCUGGUUUAGUCAGACUCCAUGGUGCCUUUGCAGCAAAGCCGGUGUGAGUCAUAUGCAGUUGGAAGUAGGAUAGCUCUGACUCACGGGCUGCCCACCAGCUCCUCGCCAAAGAGAUGCCAGACAGCAGUUUUCCAUGAUGGAAAGCUGGGAAGCUGCGAGGUUUCCCCCAAGGGCUGCCAUCCACCUGAUGACAUCAAGGGUUUGCUCGUCAAGGGUUUUGCUCGCCCCGGUGACGUCAAGGGUUUACCCCUGGAAUCAUCCUUCUGUUUGCAGCGAGACCAGUGCCUGCCAUGCAGGGUUUGGGCCUGGGCUGUGCCUCUGCCGUGUCUGUGACCUGUUACACACUUCAAAAGAAGAAAUUGAGAAA
Messenger RNA from Pipra filicauda (Wire-tailed manakin), 4001 nucleotides. It is a transcript of the gene PSKH1, whose product is annotated as protein serine kinase H1. The record is from RefSeq and is a predicted model, not a curated record. The transcript has 3 exons. The coding region runs from base 1921 to 3177 and encodes 418 amino acids. Lineage: Eukaryota; Metazoa; Chordata; Aves; Passeriformes; Pipridae. Gene Ontology annotation, biological process: protein phosphorylation. Gene Ontology annotation, molecular function: protein kinase activity; ATP binding.